AGUCAUGUUCCUCUCUACUACUGUAUAUAGCUACUAUUUGAGAGACAGCAUCAGGAAAAGAACACGUGUGUUGUCUAAUUUAUCUGAUAGCUACCGACUAGUAGCGACAUUUUAUAUUUUCAGUUACAUUACGAUCCCUAAGGCUAUAUAACGUAUACACAGCACGAAAAGUAUCAGAUAUUUUCAUAGCGGGUCGUGUGUGGAAUUCUAUGAUUUCUUUUGAACAAAUGGAAAGACAAGAAUUUCGUUAUCGUUUCGCCUAUCGCUUGAGAACGACACUUUUCAAUCAUCUCCGUCUCGUCAAAAUCACUAGUUUAAUUUUGAUGGUUUUUAUGAUUAGUGAAAUUUACUUCUACCCAAUAGCCAAACUAUUUAGGCCUAUGGGAGAACACAUGUUUUUUUUAACCACUGAAUCAAGAUAUUUAUUAAACUUUACCCCUAUUGCAAGUUUAGAAGAUGAUGUAACAAGGGCAACACAGCCCAUGACUCAGUCACUAUAUAUAUUGACGACAACACAACCCAGCAGCAGCACGAAUAAACAGUCACUGAAGAUGGACAGUAGCUACGAACGUUAUAAACUGGUAGAGAAAUAUGAAAAGGAUAUUUUGCUGGACGUUAACCCGCCGUUCAAACGAAUUCUAUUCUGGAAUGACUUUUGGGGAAUUCCUGAUUUUCGCCUGGGAGUCGGCCGUGAUGCAUUUAGCAAAUGGGGAUGUCCAGUUUGGCAGUGCGAAACUUCGACGAAUCGCAGCGAUGUCCAGAACUACGACGCUGUGAUCUUUCAUAUGCGAGGAAGUUGGAAACCAAAUGACUUGCCCCAAAACCGGUCUCUUCAUCAGCGUUACGUUUUUUGGCUUUUGGAAUCGGCGGAUUGGACUGAAGCCUUGGACACGAAGCCGUUAGGACAUUUUUUCAACUGGACCUUGACGUACCGAUGGGACUCCGACAUGGUUAUGCCUUAUGGUUACGUAAGACCGACAGGAAACGUUCCUCUUCAUCUAAGUGACGACCAAAUGAAGGGAUUACUAUCCAAUCAAAAAGUCAAUUAUGCAAUCGGAAAGACGAAAAUGGCCGCCUGGAUGGUUUCAAACUGUGCUGGUUCGCAUAGCAGUAGAAAUGAGAUGGUCAAUAUAAUUAAAAAGUAUAUCCAAGUUGAUGUGUACGGUGCCUGUGGAACUAUGUCAUGUCCAAAGGAGGUGGGCGUAGAUAAUUCGAGUGAAGACUGUCGUGAUAUGGUUGGCAAAACCUACAAAUUUUACAUGGCCCUCGAAAAUUCGUUAUGUCGCGAUUACAUCAGCGAAAAGUUUUUCGGCAUGCUUCAUCGUCCGAUAAUCCCGAUCGUCUACGGACUUCACGAUCACUACGACAAGAUUGCGCCGCCGCAUUCUUUCAUCAACGCGGCCAAAUUUGAAAAUAUGCGGAAAUUGGCCGAUUACUUGAUUCUCCUGGACAAAAACGACACGCUGUACAACGAAUACUUUUGGUGGAAGCCCCACUUUGAAUCCCGAUACAAGCAGAAAGAUGUUAACAUUGGCAUGUGUCACCUGUGUGCCUCUUUACACAACAAGACAAUGCCACCGAAAACCUAUCCAAACAUGACUGAUUGGUGGGACAAUCAAUCUUUCUGUAAACGUUCACCGCCAGUUUCAUAAAGUCUCUGUAGUUUAUUUGAUAUCGAAUGAGCAAAUAAAAAAGUCGAUGGCAAAGGUA
Messenger RNA from Daphnia pulex (common water flea), 1710 nucleotides. RefSeq names its product alpha-(1,3)-fucosyltransferase C-like. The coding region runs from base 210 to 1652 and encodes 480 amino acids. Gene Ontology annotation, cellular component: membrane. The transcript is spliced from 3 exons. Gene Ontology annotation, molecular function: alpha-(1->3)-fucosyltransferase activity. The record is from RefSeq and is a predicted model, not a curated record. NCBI's taxonomy places the organism in Eukaryota, Metazoa, Arthropoda, Branchiopoda, Diplostraca, Daphniidae.